GAUUUGUCAAUUUCAUAUCGGGGCGCAUCUGUCUCGUCCUUUGGCCUGAUAAGUACAUACUUCCGACCAUGACGGCUUCCCACGUAAUUCAGAUAUGGAGACAACACGUCUUACUGGGUGAGUAUACAUGGCGAGUUUUGCGAACAUCAUAUCGGGAAAGCCACCAGUGGCAAUCCGUGGACUGUGUGCUUACCGCCGUCCAUGGCGUGUGUCCUUUCGGAGCUAGCCUCACAAGAAGCCCCAACGACCUACGUGUUGUCGUUGUUCACCAAGGGAAGCCGACGCUGCUUGAGGCGAAAUCCUUUGGCGCGGCAGAAGCUUACGAAUUCUUCUUGCAGAUUCUCUUGGCGCCAGUGGCCCAAGAUCAAGAGCGGCUAAUCAGAUUAAUCAUCCCGCUGGCAAAGGGAUACAUAGUCAGGUCGGAUAUUAUCCCUAUACGCCUUCACGAUUGUGUAUUUGUUGGACAUAUCAAAUCGUUUGCAAAACCACUGCAACGCUACGAAAAUGAAGCCACCCCUAUUGUAAAGGACGACGUUUCCUUGCCAGCGAUAUUUGCUGCGGCCGCAGCCUGCAUACUUAUGCGUCCGGUACCUCAGGUUGAUCUAGAAACUGUAUCUUUGGAGUUGGACGAAGAGCUUGAUAAUCGACUCUCAUUCCCAUGGAUCAUCACAGAGACAGCCCGUCAGAGGACUCUCGUGCUGGUUGACGCGAACAGCUCACAUCCGGAAGAUGGACUUGGCCUUUACACCGCUGCCACGGCGUUAGGAAUCAGUUUGGUUGUCUUGGAUAGUGCCGGACACUGGCUCGGAAGCCCCGAGUACGCCCACGUAUGCGAGGCUUUCAUUCCGACGCGAUUGACCAACCCUCCAGAGGAGGAUAUGAAAGACCACAUCCUCGCAUCUAUACGGGCCUAUGGUAAGCCUGUAGACGGUAUCGUCACCUUUGCAGACACCUAUUGGCCUCAAGUCGCCGAGGCCGCCAAGGUCAUAGGUCUGCCAACCGCAUCCCCAGAGGGAUUCAGGAUUGCCACAAACAAGUAUCUUACAAGCAAAUUCGCCGGUCAUCAUGCCUAUCGUGCGUCGAGCCUCGAUCAGGCUAUCACGGUAGCCCAGGAGCACGACCUGCCUUAUCCUUUAAUCAUUAAACCCUGUGGGGGGUGGAGCUCUGAAGGCGUGUACCGUGUCGAUACGCGUAGCGCACUCGAUGAGGCAGUACGCGCGAUCAUCGCCUCCCGCCACGGGCCCGAGUUCGUCAUUGAGCCCUAUUGUGACGGACCCGAGGUCGAUGUCAACCUUGUGCUACAGGACGGAGAGCUACUAUUCUUCGAGGUAUGCGAUGAUUUACCAAAGUCAGCCGAUAUCAAUGGACCAAGCGUUGGUUCUUUGACCAACUUCCAUGAGCUGUGCAGUGUUUAUCCCUCAAGCCUACCGGAGGCAGAGAUUGAGUUAUUGCGUGAAACCUUUCUGGCCAUGUUGCUGUCGCUUGGCCUACGGAACGGGGUGAUGCACCUGGAAGGACGAAUAGAGAACUCCAUGGUCGAGUAUAUGACUGAGGAUGGGGUUAUGGUGCUCUCCCCACGGAGCAGCGACAGUGAUCGUACACCAAAGGCAUGGCUGAUCGAGAUCAAUCCUCGCCCUCUAGGAAUGACAGGCUCCCAGAUCAUCGAAUCCACCUACGGAAUCGACUACUGGGGCUUAGCAUUACUCUCGGCCGUGGGUGAUACGACUCGUGUUCGUGCCCUUGCCCGCCCAUUCCUCAAGGGACCGCAAUAUACCAGUGUUAUGGUUUUCAUCCCGGCCGACUUUCCCUCCUCGUGUCAAGGUAUCUUUGAUUCAGACGACAUCUGCGCGGACCUCAUUUCACGAAGACCUGAUCUUGAAGCAUUCAUCAGUAGAUGCGGUUGUCUUGUCAAACGAGGACAACGUGUUCCCCAUCCAAGCACCGGUCGGAACACAUUCCUCGCUUACUUCAAUGUCUAUUCAAGGAGCAGUCGUGAAGAAGCAUUGAAUAUUGCCAAACAGGUUCGAGAGGCAGUUAGAUAUAUUUUUAUUUGAAUCACAAAGCAACCAUCAAAAGAGUUCUUCCCUUAGAGCCAGGAAAAGCCAGGAAGAUUACGCACACAGUAAUUUGGAGAGAAUAUAGGUGGGUAGGAAAGGUUAUCAUUGUAUUUGAUAAGUCCUUAACUUGAUUGGCAUAAUCCGCCAGCCAGGUUUCAGUGCAUUUUGGAUUGGAGCAGUUGCAAGCGGGUUAGGCCCAGACUAAAGAGAAGGCCGGUCUUGUCCUGAUGUUCAUGUCUUACUCUGGACUAGCUGUUUACGAAGACUUAUAGAUACUGC
Messenger RNA from Aspergillus caelatus, 2336 nucleotides. RefSeq lists its product as uncharacterized. Lineage: Eukaryota; Fungi; Ascomycota; Eurotiomycetes; Eurotiales; Aspergillaceae. The coding region runs from base 69 to 2054 and encodes 661 amino acids. The transcript has 2 exons. The record is from RefSeq and is a predicted model, not a curated record. Gene Ontology annotation, molecular function: metal ion binding; ATP binding.